AUGGAAACAUUGCUCAAGGGACAUUUGAUAGCCUUUACUGUGGCGUUUGUGUUGCUAUUUGGCAAUGAAAUGCUGCUCACUUCUCUGUACAUUGCAAGUAUUUUGGCAGCCUUGGCACAUAUCUUCGACAUAUUGAAAUCGAAAUUCACUGACUACUCGACAUUUCACACACGCCUUUACACAUGUUCCAAAGAGUUCGACUUCAUAUCUUGGAGACUUUUCUGGUUUCAGACCCUUCAAAAAUUGUGUGCAACAUGGUUGAUUCCUGCGGCUGCCAUGGGCAUUCUUUUAUUCGUUAUUGUUUUCCUUUUCACGGAAAGGAAGGAAUUGGUGCAUAGAAGUGGCGACAGGGAAACCAUAUGCCAAGAGAUUUUCUACAAUGUUGUGCAGACGGCCUGUUAUGCAGUGAUGGCGCUGUUGAUUAUGCGAUUGAAAUUGUUCUUCACGCCCCAUCUGUGUAUUUGCUCUGCAUUUCUGGCAAAUAAUAAG
Molecule: messenger RNA, 489 nt
Organism: Ostertagia ostertagi
Lineage: Eukaryota; Metazoa; Nematoda; Chromadorea; Rhabditida; Trichostrongylidae
Source: the annotation of a GenBank genome assembly